CCAAAAUGGUUAAAGUCAAGUCUUUCUUCCGGUUCACUUCCGGUUUCCACGUCUUGCAUUUGGCAUAAGCACGUUUACAGCUGCAGUUAUUUCUGCUCAAAUUCACACAACGUCUUGACUCUUCCCACACAUCUGAAAGGUUAACCGAUCAUUUAGUUACUUAGUCAAUCGGUUAAUAUAAUGUCAAACAUACGCUAAUAUUGAGGUAAUACCCCUGCAGUCCUUCAGUGUAAAUAUGCCGUGUUGGAGACCGUGGUAAUGGAGCGAGAUUUACUCAGACAGUCCGUGUCGUAUCACGGGGAAAACCUGAUGUUAUUGUUAAAAUGCGAGCAAAGUGAGAACCCAGACUUCAAACGUGUGGCUGCUGAUCUCUCCAAAACUCUGAAUCAAAGGGAUAAAGAAGAGGGGAGCCCUGUUCUUGAGCAGUUCAUAGCAAGGAAAGCUGAUCUGCUGUUUGCUCCGUCAUGGAAAACAUCUACACCCGCAGAUGAAAGGCAGGAGGAAUCUGGAGUUAUAUUGGAUGGCUGUGCGGAUGAUUGCAUGAUGAGCGUGCGUAUUGUUUCAGAGGCGCACGCCGUCAUGCCUCCGCUGGAGCAGUUCAUGGAGGUGUGUUUUGAGGAGAGACGGGAGCUCUUCUACAGGGACGUGGAGCGUGGAGACGUGGUUAUCGGAAGGAUAAAUUCUGUGCGAGACUUCGGCUUAUUCAUAACUCUUCUCUGCACUGCUGGAGGACUGGAACGAGAUAUUGAGGAUCUGGAGAUAAAGGCCCUCUGUCCAUUAAGAUGUGUUCCUUCAACUGGAAAUCACGAUGAUCCUUUGUCUUAUUACCAAAUUGGGGAUUUGCUUCGAGCUGGGGUGAAGGGCAUUGACCGCUACCACGAGAAGCUGACACUAUCACUGUAUUCAUCCUCACUGCCUCCUCACUUGGAUAAAGUUAAGCUGGGUGUCAUAAGCAAAGAAGAUCUUCCUCUUCAUUAUACCCGGGGUGAAAAGGUGACCGCAGACAGCAGCCAGACGUACGAGAAGCUUUUGGAGAGCUCUCUUGGUUUGUCCAACCCUUUAAAUGUGGACUACCUCCUGGGAAAGCUGGGAGUAAGCGACACACAAACGCCUUCACUCAUGAGGGGCUUGCAGAGUAAACACUUCAAAGAAGAUGAUUUUGCAACAGCUAUUCGGAAGAAACAGUCUGUGUCCUGGGCCCUGAAAUGUGUUAAAGUUGGCGUUGGCCAUUUCAAAUCGAGGCGUUAUGUAGAAGCAAUGAAUGAGUACAACAAGGCCUUAGAGAUCGACACAAACAACGUGGAAGCUCUUGUGGCACGUGGAGCUCUAUAUGCAACCAAAGGAAGCUUGAUGAAAGCUAUUGAUGACUUUGAACUGGCCUUGGAGAACUGCCCCACGCACAGGAACGCCAAAAAAUACCUCUGCCAGACACUAGUGGAAAGAGGAGGACAACUUGAAGAGGAAGAAAAGUUGGUGACUGCUGAGGGUCUCUACAAAAGAGCCAUUGUAUUAGAUAACACAUUUCAAGGGGCAGCAGAAGCCCUGGAGAAACUUCAGCUACGCAUCCAGAAAUCGCUUGAAUUGAAAGAGCAGGAAGCUGCCAAAGAGCAGGAAAAAACUAAGACCGUGGAGACAAGUGCAGAGAAAUUGCGUAAGAUCCUAAAAGAAGAGAAAAGAAUGAAGAAGAAAAGGAAGCGGUCGACCUCUUCCUCUACAUCCUCAGAUACGUCUUCAACUUCAAGCGAUGACUCUUCUUCAACGAGUCGUAAAAAGUCGAAGAAACGGAAACACAAGCGCCGCCGCUCAUCUCACGGCAGUAAGAAACACAAGCGGAGAGCGUCGUCUUGUAGCGAUAAAACGGUAGAUGAUGACAUAGAGUGGUUUCCCGCUCCUGCCAACACCUCCGCUUCCUACAUCGACCAGAAACAAUCCAUAAGCAAACUCAUCAGCGAAGGAGAACAGUCUUGGGAAAAAAGCCGAUGUGAAGAUGGCAGAGGUAGGUUAGAUGAUGCUAUUGACAGAAGUCUGGAGAACCUCAAACAUGGAGCCCAGUCUGAAGCGUCUAGACCGGGACGUCCCGAUGUGAACGGCGAGGUUACAGAUCAACACAGGACUCAGAGCAUCUCUGAAUGUGCCAGAAACAGGAGGGAUUCAUCCUCAACCCAGUCCGAAUAUUCCCAAAAAUCUGAUCGCUACUCUAAGGAAUUUUCUUUGCAAGGCAGAAAACGUAGUGAAUCAGAACGAGGCGGGAAUGAGAAGAUGGAUAAAGGAGAGCGAAAUAGUCAUGAUCAAGAUGACGGCAGGAAAUCUUCUGGUGGAUCCCUGAAAAAAGAUAUCCCUUCCAAUUUGUUGGACAUUUUCAGUCAAAUCGCUGAAUUUGAGAAGGAAAAAAAGCUGCAAAAAUAAAGUAGUUGCUCUUUAGGGCUGUCAGGAGUAACAUUAGUCGUGGUUUCAAUACUGGAACUAGCAGGUUUAACCCUCAAGUAUAGUAAUUGAAAUAUUUGCUAGUUUACGAAAAGUUGUUCAGAACUGUUUAUUUUCAUAAUUUCAGGUUAGAUAUUUUUUUUUUGCUUUGGGGGGAAGCAGCCUGUCUCUAAAAAAAAACUGCUAUAAAACUGAGCAGUGGCCAAAAUGUGUGAUGCAAAUGAUGCCUCAGUAUUAUACAUUGCAUUCAGUAUAAUGUCAGUGUUCAAAUAAACAAAUGUAAUGGUCAAAAA
Molecule: messenger RNA, 2717 nt
Organism: Sinocyclocheilus anshuiensis
Lineage: Eukaryota; Metazoa; Chordata; Actinopteri; Cypriniformes; Cyprinidae
Product: tetratricopeptide repeat protein 14
Exons: 12
Coding region: 259-2406 (715 amino acids)
Molecular function (GO): protein binding; nucleic acid binding
Source: RefSeq, a predicted model, not a curated record